Coregonus sp. 'balchen' is the source of this 24946-nucleotide messenger RNA. The record is from the annotation of a GenBank genome assembly. NCBI's taxonomy places the organism in Eukaryota, Metazoa, Chordata, Actinopteri, Salmoniformes, Salmonidae.
AUGGACGGGGAAGAGGAUGCUGAUGACCAGUGCAGUUGGACCAGUCACAAUCUCAAAGAUGAAAUGUCAGGACUGAAAACGGUAUCUUAAGUCCAGUAAAUACCAUGUUCUAUUACACAAAAUAUCUUUGAGAAUGAACAUCACCAUUUAUUUGCAAGCACUCCUCUUAUCACAAUAUUGAAUCCGUUGUGUGUAGGGGGGUUACUGGAACUAUACAUCUUUGCAGUUGUCUGCACUCUGCAUCAAUUAUUUCCUUUAUGAGUUUGUUUGCAUGUUUCUCCUCAGUACUUAGUAGGAAAGGUGCCUAGCAGGGAUGAUAUCAGGGCACGUGUCCAGCAGUUUGUGGAGGAGAGGAUGCAGACUACCAUGGUACAGAGAUCCACUAAGCUUUAUGAAAGUGAAUGUGUACUUAGCUAGGGUGUAUUUAUUGUCGCACACCGUAGCAAAACAUUUUCACCGCAGCAAAAUUCACAACAUCAUUAAUUUGUUAUUGGACAAAUUCAGGUAGGUCCCUCCCUGUUUCGCUCCGUUUGCUUCUGUUUACCUCCGUUCGGUUAAGACGCAAACGGAACGAAAUGGGGAGGGACAUACCUGAACUUGUCCUAUAGAAACUCACGUUUACGUUGCAAAACGUUUUUUGUUUGUGAAACGUUUUGCUACUGUUGCUACGGUGUGCAUGCACCCCAGAUAAACUUCUGUUUCCAUCCAUGCAAAACUUUUUAAUAAUGCAAAAAAAACUAACAUAGUAGUAAAGUCUCUGGCCUUCUGAAAGUAAAUCCUACAUCAAGAAUGUAUAGUAAAGCCUCCUUAGACAUCAAUAACGAACAAACAAAAAGAGGAAGGAGGUCUUUGAUGUGGUCCCCCACAUUCCCCUUUGGUCUCUCCAUGACUUCUUGAUCAGACUUAUGUGGUCAUGUUUGUUGUUGUUGGAAUGUUCUGUGGUUCCCAGUGUAUGUGUCUGACACCAAAAUAACCAUAGAAUUGAAUAGAACACUGUAAUUUAAUGGAUCUUUAUGGUAAUAACCUUGUUGUUCUGUUGUCCAGUUGACUGGCGUGCUGAUCGGGGCUGUGGUGGCAGUGUCUCUAAUCGGCAUCGUGGUGCUCUUCCUCUAUAGAAGAUACAAGCUGGCCAGUGAGUCAUCCAUCCUCUUCCUCCCCACUUCAUGGGACAAACAUGAGGGGCAAGGAAACAGUUGAUAUUAAACUUGACAUUAAAGUAACUGAAUACAUUUUGGGGCAAAUCACAAAAUGUAACCACAUCACCAUAAUAAUAGGAAUUAAUAAUGGGACUUAUGAAUUGGCCCUGAACAGAGAGAAUCCUAUGUUUUACGGGACAUCAUUCAUUGUUCAUUCGUUGUAUGCUCAGUAGCCACUGUUGCAUAAGUGCUGUUAUCUAUGUUGAUAGCAUGUUGUGUCUGUAUUCGAAGGUGGACAGCAGGCUGUUCCCCGCUAUCGCUUCAGGAAGAGAGACAAGGUGCUCUUCUACGGCAGGAAGAUUAUGAGGAAGGUUAGUCAUUAUUGGUAUGUGGUCCAAAUGGCACCCUAGUCCCUUUAUAGGGCCAGUACUUUUGACCAUGGCCCAUAGGGAUCUCUGAGUGUAACGGCUAAGGUGUUGGGUUUACAGUCUUUGGACCCAGGUUUGUAUUCCGGUCUGAGCUAUCCCCCGAAUUCGCUACAAUACUACCUUCACAUGGGAAAAUGGAAGUGAUUCUUCACCAAGUCACUCAUCUCUAUCCCAUGCAUUAUUUAUCAGGGCCCAUAUUCAUAAAGUGCCUCAGAGUAGGAGUGCUGAUCUAGGAUCUAGCCUUUUGGAUUAUAAUGAAGACAAUUACGUGGACAGCGGGGACCUGAUCCUAAAUCAGCAAUUACUACUUUUCUGAGACACUUUAUGAAUACAGGCCUAUGAGUUUCAACACUCAUACAGUGCCUUACAAAAGUAUUCAUCCCCCUUGGCAUUUUCCUAUUUUGUUGCAUUACAACCUGUAAUUUAAAUGGAUUUUAUUUGGAUUUCAUGUAAUGGACAUACACAAAAUAGUCCAAAUUGGUGAAGUGAAAUAAAAUAAAUAACUUGUAAAAAAAAAUUCUCAAAACUAAAUAACGGAAAAGUGGUGUGUGCAUAUGUAUUCACCCCCUUUGCUAUGAAGCCCCUAAAUAAGAUCUGGUGCAACCAAUUACCUUAAGAAUAAAUCAUAAUAAUAUGCCAUUUAGCAGACGCUUUUAUCCAAAGCGACUUACAGUCAUGCGUGCAUACCUUUUUUGUGUAUGGGUGGUCCCGGGGAUCGAACCCACUACCUUGGCGUUACAAGCGCCAUGCUCUACCAGCUGAGCUACAGAGGACCAAUUAGUUAAAGUCUACCUGUGUGCAAUCUAAGUGUCACAAGAUCUCAGUAUAUAUACACCUGUUCUGAAAGUCCCCAGAGUCUGCAACACCACUAAGCAAGGGGUACCACCAAUCAAGCGGCACCAUGAAGACCAAGGAGCUCUUCAAACAGGUCAAGGACAAAGUUGUGGAGAAGUACAGAUCAGGGUUGGGUUAUAAAAAAAUAUCUGAAACUUUGAACAUCCCACGGAGCACCAUUAAAUCCAUUAUUAAAAAAUGGAAAGAAUGUGGCACCACAACAAACCUGCCAAGAGAGGGCCGCCCACCAAAACUCAAGGACCAGGCAAGGAGGGCAUUAAUCAGAGACGCAACAAAGAGACCAAAGAUAACCCUGAAGGAGCUGCAAAGCUCCACAGCGGAAAUUGGAGUAUCUGUCCAUAGGACCACUUUAAGCCGUACACUCCACAGAGCUGGGCUUUACAGAAGAGUGGCCAGAAAAAAGCCAUUGUUUAAAGAAGAAAAUAAGCAAACACGUUUGGUGUUCACCAAAAGGCAUGUGGGAGACCCCCCAAACAUAUGGAAGAAGGUACUCUGGUCAGAUGAGACUAAAACUGAGCUUUUUGGCCAUCAAGGAAAUUGCUAUGUCUCAUCACCCCGAGAACACCAUGGUGGUGGCAGCAUCAUGCUGUGGGGAUGUUUUUCAUCGGCAGGGACUGGGAAACUGGUCAGAAUUGAAGGACUGAUGGAUGGCGCUAAAUACAGGGAAAUUCUUGAGGGAAACCUGUUUCAGUCUUCCAGAGAUUUGAGACUGAGACGGAGGUUCACCUUCCAGCAGGACAAUGACCCUAAGCAUACUGCUAAAGCAACACUCGAGUGGUUUAUGUGGAAACAUUUAAAUGUCUUGGAAUGGCCUAGUCAAAGCCCAGACUUCAAUCCAAAUGAGAAUCUGUGGUAUGACUUAAAGAUUGCUGUACACCAGCGGAACCCAUCCAACUUGAAGGAGCUGGAGCAGUUUUGCCUUGAAGAAUGGGCAAAAAUCCCAGUGGCUAGAUGUGCCAAGCUUAUAGAGACACCCCAAGAGACUUGCAGCUGUAAUUGCUGCAAAAGGUGGCUCUACAAAGUAUUGCCUUUGGGGGGGUGAAUAGUAAUGCACGCUCAAGUUUUCUGUUUUUCUGUCUUAUUUCUUGUUUGUUUCACAAUAAAAAAUAUUCACAAUAAAUAUCUUCAAAGUGGUAGGCAUGUUGUCAAUCAAAUGAUACAAACCCCCCCAAAAAACAAUUUUAAUUCCAGGUUGUAAGGCAACAAAAUAGGAAAAAUUUACAUGUUUUGCCACUAGAGGGCAGAGCGCAAUAGCAUUUUGUGCCUUUGGGAACUCAUCCCAUUAUCCCCUUCCUUCUGUGGAUUCUAUCUCUCUGUCUCUUUGUCUCUGUCACUCGCAGGUCCAGACCCUGUCCUCCCCUCCAUCUUCUACCUCAGUGUCCAAGCAGCGCCCUCGGAAGAGACCCAAAGUCCUGAGUAUAGCUCGCAGGUACUAUCUCUACUCAAAAGUGAGGAAAUUACCGAUAAGGAAGGGCGCACUAGUCUCUUCCAUUUAAUGUGUUUUAGGAUCCUGCGUAUCCGUAAGGAGCCCCCCACUCUGCAGCCCAAGGAGCCCCCUCCCUCCCUGCUGGAGGCUGACCUGACUGAGUUUGAUGUGCAGAACUCCAACCUGCCCUCAGAGGUCCUCUACAUGUUAAAAAAUGUCAGGUAAUCACAACCUUGUUGCACACACACACACACACACACCAGUAGCAUUGUGUGUGUGUGUUCUGUGUCACUCUGCGGUUUCCCUCUGCUCUCAGGGUGCUGGGCCACUUUGAAAAGCCUCUGUUCCUGGAGCUGUGUCGUCACAUGGUCUUUGUGGAGCUGCAGGAGGGGGAGGGGCUGUUCCGGCCUGGCGACGACGACGACAGCAUCUACGUGGUCCAGGACGGACGUCUGGAACUCUGCAUCCACGAGAACGUGAGACCGGGCUAGAAUACCUGCUGGGAAUACACAAUGAAACCUACUGUACAUAAGCUCAGAGCUAGCUAAGUCAAUAUCAGACUUAUUUUUAUCAUUUUUAUCAUAUUUUAUCACCUCCCGAGUGGCGCAGUGGUCUAAGGCACUGCUUCGCAUUGCUAGCUGUGCCACUAGAGAUCCUGGUUCGAAUCCAGGCUCUGUCGUAGCUGGCCGCGACCGGGAGACCCAUGGGGCGGCGCACAAUUGGCCCAGCGUCGUCCAGGGUAAGGGAGGGAAUGGCCGGCAGAGAUGUAGCUCAGUUGGUAGAGCAUGGCAUUUGCAACGCCAGGGUUGUGGGUUCGAUUCCAGUAUGGAAACAAUUUAAAAUGUAUGCACUCACUAACUGUAAGUCGCUCUGGAUAAGAGCGUCUGCUAAAUGACUAAAAUGUAAUGUAAAUGUAAUCAUUCCGUGCACCUGGGGGAACUUAUCUUUCUGGACAUGUUCAACUAAACCUGUGGGGACCAACUGGGGACAGUUUGUUAGUCCCCACAAGGUCAAAUGCUAUUUCUAGAGGGUUAACGUUAGAAUUAGUGUUAGGGUUAGAAUUGGGUUUAGGGUUAGGAGCUAGGGUUAGUUUUAGGAUUAGGAGCUAGGUUUAGGGUUAGGGGCGGUGAAAGUAGGAUUUUGAAUGAGACUGAAUUGUUUUUCCCACAAGUUUAGUUAUACAAGACUGUGUGUGUGGUACAGGACGGCACAGAGCCGGUUGUGAAGGACGUGCUCCCGGGGGACAGUGUCCACAGUCUGCUCAGUAUUCUGGACAUCAUCACCGUGAGUUUACGGCUGUGUCCCAAAUGGGACCCUAUUCCCUUUAUAGUGCACUACCUUUGACCAUAGGGCUGUGGUCAAAAGUGGUGCACUAUAUAAGGAAUUGGCUGUCAUUUGGGACACAUCCUAUAUCUCCCCUCCAUCUGACGCGUGUCACACCCCGCCUCUGUCCUCCUCUCCUCUGGCUUAUCCUCUACCCACUUCUCCAUCAUCCAUCUCUCCCUCAACCCUGUCCUGUCCUCCAUCCACCCAGCUCUCUGCUUUUGUCCUUAACUACUGUACCUCUAUUCAUCUGUUCAUUUUUCCCUCUCUCUCUGUCCCUUCAGACAUCACUUUUUCAAUACGUCUAUUCUUCCCUCUCUCCUCUUCCUAUUUUUCUAAUUUCAGUGUUCCAUUCACCUCCUCCCCUGUCUCUUUUGUCCUCUCAUCUCCCCCUCCUUGUGUGAUUGGUUGGUUCCUGUGUUCCUCAGGGUUACCCCGCCCCCUAUAAGACUGUGUCAGCGCGGGCUGCGUCUCGCUCCACUAUCCUGCGUCUGCCCGCCUCAGCCUUCCAGUCUGUGUUUGAGAAGUACCCCGAGACUCUGGUGCGCGUCAUUCAGGUAUGGCGCCAACCCUCAGCCCACUCCCAAACACACUUCAAACAAACAACUCUUUGGACGAGACCCCCUAAUGGCAAGGUCUGCAUCCCAAACUGCACCUUAUUCCCUAUUGGCCCAAGGGUGAAUACUCUGCCUAACCUGAGUUGAAAGUACACCCUGAUUGUUCUGGAGAAUUCUUUCUCCAUAGAUGUUAUUGUGGCUGUAUCACAGGCAUUGUUGUGUAGUGGUGUUUGAUCUACCUUGGUGUUUGUGUGUGUUCCAGAUAAUCAUGGUGCGACUCCAGAGAGUGACCUUCCUGGCAUUACAUAACUACCUGGGCCUGACCACAGAGCUCUUCAACCCGGUAAGAGACACAGACACACACACAGACAGACAGACAGACAGAUUAAGCCCAGCAUCAUAAAGCUAUCCUCCAUGCAGAGUCAUAAAGCUCAGUGAAAAUUGAUAACGGGGAUCCCAAGCCUCUAUAAAUAAUAUGAAGGACAGUAACUUUUAAACCCACUUGCCGCUGCUCUUCCAUCAGUGUUAAAGCUUUAUUGUUCUCUGUCACAGAGCGGGAUUGGAAGUCGUCACUCAGACCCUCCCUGACCCAAUCUUCUCCAACAGCCACUUUAUUCUACAGUGGAAUUCUGUCGUCCAGAUUGGAUUUUCUCUAGGAUUCUAUUGUUCACCCACCUCAUAUUGUAUUCUCAUGUAAACAUGCAUCCAAGGACACAUGUGUUGUGUUGUUAUUGUUAAAUGCAUGAUUAGGUUGAUAUUGUGUAAAUAGUUAAUGUCAUAUUUUGCCUCUUUGAUUGACAGGAGCGUCAGGCGGUCACCUUGGUGACGGUUGCUGGGGUGAUAGGAGAGGGGAGUCCGGGCAGGAUCCCACGCAGACCCCACUUUCAGGAGGACCCGGUCUUCGUCCCCACACCUGCACCCACAGAAACCUGCUCGGACACAGACGCUGGGAAAGACAGCCCAUCCAAUGCCUUUAGGAAGACUCGCUCUAUCUCUAUGCCCACUGACGGCACAGGUAGGCUUGUCCCCUGCCCAGUGCUGCAACUACAUUCACUUGUGACUUCACACGUACACUAUGCCCAUCAAUACCUCUCUCUGCUCAGCAGGGGUGACAGGGAUUGACCUGAACAUGGCGUACGAGCGAGCCAGAGUCACCAUAGACGAGCGCCCCUCCAGCCCUGUCAUUUACAAGGUGAGCCCCCUUUCUCCCUCUCCCUAUGGGCCCUGGUCAAAAGUAGUGCACUAAAUAUGGAAUAGGGUGCCAUAUGGGACGCAGCCACUGACAGACCUCUGCCUCACUCAUGUCUGAACCCCCCUCCCUCUCUCCCCUCCCCCUCAUCCAGUCCAUCCUGAAGAAGAGUGUGACCAUGCAACACGCGCCCUCUGCUGUGUUCCACUACACGGACAGCGGGGGGCGCUCUGACACCGUCCACCCCAGCAAGGUCAGCUCCAUCUUCCAGGCUGCCAAGAAAGAUCUGCUGGGCAUCAUACAGUUGCAGGUGAGACGUUUCGGACAGGGAGGACUAUAUAGACCUAUAAUAUAUGGUUAUAUUGUUAAAUACAUGGUUAUAGAAUACAUCGAAAUAUAAUUACUAGACAUUCCCAUUUAAGUCAUUCCUCUGACGGGUGGAUCGGCAGCCAUAUGUUUUCUAUUUCUCUGAGUAAUGCUCUCCAUAGAAAUAUAAUGACUAGAACAGGCAUUACCUUUCAAGUCAUUCUUCUGUCCAUGGGUGGAUCGGUGGCCAUAUGCAAUUCUACAUCUAUGGAGAGCACUACUGUGAGACAGUAUUGGGUGUGUUCUGGGAACUUGUGUCCUCAUGUUUGCAUCCUCUUGUGACCUCAUGUUUUCUCUGUCGAUGUCUGAAUUCAUAGCAGUCUCUCACACCUACCUUAUUCCUGCUGUACCAUCAUCUCUCCCUCUCUGUCAGGACCCUGGUCUGUUGGAGGGCAGGGUGACUCUGCACCAGGUCAAAGCAGGCUCUGUGGUGGCCAGACAGGGAGACCAGGUCAGACCACAACACUUGCUGCUUCACUUCAACCAUAAGCUGAUUCCCCAUUGAUCAUACCCAUCCACACCUGGGUUCAAAUACUACUUGAAAUAAUGUACUUAUCUGUGUUGGAUUGAGCUUCCAUAGCUUAAUGGACCAAUGGAAUAGUCCCAACACUGGGGAAAUUCGACUGGGGGAAAAUGUAAUUUCCCCGAUGUCACACUAAUGCAAUUCCACAAAAUACACAACAUGUGCAGCAGCAUAUUGGCAUUUUCUUUUAUGCCACAUUAUACGAACAGGUUGUUGUAUGGAAGACUUACAUUCACAGCACAUGCAUAAUUGACACUGCCAGAGUGCACACGAAACCCGAAUGCAGUUUAGAGUUCUCGUCAGAACUGAAAAUUCUAUCCCGGUCUGACCCAAGCUCAGUGAACUAAAGCCCAAGCCCUGGUCCAAAAUCACAGAAAUGAAAUGAACCCGGAAAAAAAAGCCAACGCGGGUGGCAGAGGAGUGACGAGACGAGGAAACCGCCAUUGUGCCUAGAAAAAGCGCGGAGAGGAGAGAACUCUUUAGUUAUGAUCAUCUGAAUGAUGAACAUAUUGGAAUAAAGUCAGCUAAUGCCAUUGAAGCAUGUAUCAAAUUCUGGCUUAUACUGAAAUUCCCAGAGUCAUAUCCAACCAUUAUACUCAUUUAAAGCAAUAGUCGUGUGUGUGGUCACCUAGAUGAUCAUUUCAGCACUGUUUUGAUUGGGACAGCGCCAUCGCGCUGCUUUGAGACAAGCGCAGGGGACUAGUCUAGAUAAACAAAAAUCUGACAUUGAUUGAUUUAACACUGAAUCUCCAUUUUGAUAUUUGGUAACAAUUAGGCUGGGGAAAUGUUAGCUAAGUUAAGGUGAGUGCUGAUGAUCAUCUUUAUUCUUGUUUGCUCAGAUAUUAGCAGAUUUUGCUCUUCAGCCUGUCCUAUUUCUGACCGAAAGCCUGUGGCUUGUUUUGAUAAUCAGUCAAUGUUAUUUUGUUUCACUGAUUCUCUGUCUGUAUAUUUGGUUAAUUGAUCUCUGGCUGGACGUGAAAGUGAUAGAUGAUUAAACUAAUAAAUGUGCUAUCACUGAUCAGAAACAUUUAGGAUGCAAUAAUGUAGCCUAAAUCAAGUGUAUUAUGUAUCUAUUGAAUCACGUAGUAGCCUUGUAUAGAGUCUAGGCUAUUUCCCUGUCGUCCCAAUCUCACUGAAACCCUAAAUCCUGACUCCUGUCUCGCAUGAAAAUUCCUAACUUUAUUCUGUAAUCCAUAGGUUGCAUUAUCAAAGCACGUCUCGCAUAUGCAUGUCAAAAUACCGCUAUAACAUUUCCCCUGCUUCUCUGUGCGGUCUCCUGUUGUUGCCCAUAAGAGAGCUUCGGGAUAGAAUGUGUGAUCAACAAACAACAUGAAUGUCGAUAUGGAUAUAUAUUUUUACCAGAGUUGGUCCCUGUUAAGAUAGCUUGAUAUUUAAACAAUUUCCUCUCUUCAUCUCCCCGUUAUUCAUGAGCUGAUCUGCUAUCUGUAUAAUCAUCAACUCGAAAUAGGAGCUAAUCUGUCAUUUGUUAGAGGUUAUCUAGCAAGCUUAGCAACUUUGGUCAUUUGGCAUUUGUUUGACUGCCGUUACAAAGUUUGUAUGAUUUGACAAUGCUAUAGCCUACUCGUGGUGCGUCCUGAGCGUGCUCUGUGUCGAGAGCCUAGGCCUACUGCUGUAAUGCGCUGAAUUAAUUCAGGAACAUGAUAACGCUCUGAAUUUAUGAACAGCUUGUUUCGCAAUUCACAACAAUGUCAUUGGCAAUCAAAGUUACACUCAUGAAUAAAUAUCAGUUUCACUUGCUGUGAAAUCUUUACAUAGUGGCGCAUCCGGCAAUGUGGCCUAGUGACAAUCUUAUUUUGGGAGAACCCUGGCAUAGUGACCAUAUCUUGGUUUUAAACCCUUUAAAUGGACACUUCCAAUUUUUCCGGUAUUUCCCAGGACUCUCUGGAUAAAUAUGAAUUACUUCCGGUAUUGAAACUUUUAUUAAUCCCAGUGUGUGUGUUGCAGGAGGUGAGUGUGCAGUUUGUGAUCUUGGGCCUGCUGCAUGUGUACCAGCGGAUGAUCGACCGCGAGGAGGACACGUGUCUGUUUGUGACCCAUCCCGGGGAGCUGGUGGGCCAGCUGGCUGUACUGACUGGCGAGCCCCUCAUCUUCACUGUCCGAGCCCACCGAGACUGCAGUUUCCUCUCCAUUUCCAAGACACACUUCUACGAGUGAGGCACAGGGAACACACACUGUCAUGCACAUGUAUUUCAGACGCAUACAUGCACACUCCAACAUUUCAACAAUAAUCACCUGACCUUUGGUGUAAUGUACAUUUUUCUCUGUGUGUGUAUUUUCCCUCCUCAGGAUCAUGCGUGCAGAACCCACAGUGGUGCUGAACGUAGCUCACACGGUCGUUCGAAGGAUGUCGUCCUUCGUCAGGCAGAUAGACUUUGCUCUGGACUGGAUGGCUGUGGAGGCCGGCCGGGCGGUCUACAGGUAGGUAACCCCUUUGUCCACACCGAUGUCUACAAUCAAUCACACAGUUCAGCUUUACAGACUUCACUGAUCUACAGUAUUUCUAUCUCAUCUAGAGAUGGUACAUCUACAAUGAAACCACAAGAGUGAUUAGUCUUAAAGGGAUACUGCAAGAUUUCAAGAUUUGUUUCUACUUACCCAGAGACAGGCGAACUCAUGUAUACCAUUGUUAUGUCUCUGCGUGCAGUUUGGAGAUUAUUGAAGUUAGCAUAUCUUUAUUUUAGCGCAAUUGCUGGAAUUCUCCCAGUACACUAGCCAGCUCCUCUCAAAAGGAGGAAAAUAGAACUAACUACUCCAAAGCUGGGUGGUUGGACAUUUUAUAGUCCUACAAACCUAUACAUAGUAAUCAUUAUUUUAUAAUCUUUUUAAUUUGACUGAUAAUCAUAAGAAACAAGAUUCUAUCCACUUCCUCGUUCUCUGUCGCUUAGAGAUAUAUAGAGAUUGCAACGUUGUAUCUGUCCCAUUAUGGCGUCUGUUAACGCACGGGCAGCGCCAUUGAGCGCCAAUUUCAAUCAUCUCCAAACUGCACGCAGAGAUAUAAAAAUGGUUUCAAAGAGUUUGUCUGGGUAAGUAGAAAAACGACAGAAUUCUCGCAAUAUCCCUUUAACCUCAAACACGGUAAUGAAAGUCAAGACAUUACAACAAUCCACAUUCUAUAGUCGACAAUCCACACUAAUUCAGAAGCUUGAAUUUGUGUCUGGCUAAAGUUGAAACAAUUCUCUCUCUCAGACAGGGGGAUAAGUCCGACAGCACCUUCAUAGUUCUGAGUGGCCGUCUGCGCUCUGUCAUCAUGAAGGAGGACGGCAAGAAGGAGCUGACCGGAGAGUACGGCCGUGGUGACCUCAUCGGCGUGGUAAGGGGUCAAAUGUCAGGGGGCACAAUGGGUGGUACCAUUUUAAAAACGCUGCGUCCGUAGAACAAACAAUGCCAGGCUUUUAAAUAAUUCAUAGUUUUAUUGAUUGUAGACGUAAGCAAACCCAUUUAGACACAGACUCACACUGUUUCAUGCAGGAUCAUGAGUAAGCCCCACCAUGACGGGGCUAUUCACAACAUCUCAGAGUUGUGUGUGUGUCCCUGCUGUCCAUAGAGGAUUUAGCUCUGUUUGGUAACCCCUCUCCCUUAUCUAUCCACACCUAUUAAUUCACUGCAUCACGCUCCCAUUGGCUGACGUGGAUUUGCAGCGACGCCCAUGUUGCUAAGAAUACCUGCCCGAGCCGAAUCGCCCGAUGCCAUGGUUACCGGCUCCAGAGGGUAGCCGUAGUUACGGUGUCCGUGAGGACAGAUUCAGGAGAGCGUGGAAUGCGCGUCAGGGAUCCUGAUGCUAGGAUACAGAAUUAGACCCUGUGUGUACCAGCACCACAGUGUUAUUACAGAGAGAGAUGAAAGGUCCCUGGCUGGUUGGCUGGUUGGUUGGUUGGCUGGCUGGUUGGCUGGCUGGUUGGCUGGCUGGUUGGUUGGUUGGCUGGUUGGCUGGCUGGUUGGCUGGCUGGUUGGCUGGCUGGUUGGCUGGUUGGUGCUGAUGAAAAUGGACAGGAGAAUCACCGGGGCUUAAAAAGUCUGGCUCACCAUGCUGUUUUUGAUCCAUUCCUCUGAUCACAAGUUUUAUCUUAAAUAGUGAUUUACAUUUUCUGCACCAGUGAGUGCUUUUUUAACUAAAUAUGUUCCUAUUUGUAGGGCUAAGAUCACUUCAACUCCACAUGAAAACAAGGAAUGUGCAAUGAUUAUUAAAUCAAUUGCAAGAGUGUUAAGGGUUAGUUUGGUGCAUAGUCCCUAUAAUGAUUGAGGGAUGAUUUGCAGUGUUGACCAAUGGGAGCCUGUGGUGUUUGUUGUGUCCCCGCCCAGGUGGAGGCCCUGACCCAUCAGAACAGAGCGACCACGGUGCAUGCAGUACGGGACUCAGAGCUAGCCAAACUACCAGAGGGAGCACUCAGCUACAUUAAGAGGAAGUUCCCACAGGUAUGUAGGUCAACUGGCUUCAUAGACUUAGAUAGAUGACUCUAAUGCCCGAAAACAGGUUUUAACAUUGUCAGCGCCAUUGAGGAUUUUCACCAUUUGUGAAGUAGUUAACUGUGUGGGAAGGAUCACAUGAUUCCAUCAAGGUCAUCCGGAGGGAUCAGCCAAUUUAAUUUGACUUGUGAGCAAACAUUCCAUAACUGCAGGUGGCAGUAAAUCACCAACUGUGGCUUUAUACCUGUUCAAACAACACACUCCAGGUGGCAGUAUGCACCCUUUCAGUUUGUUUACCAACUCAUAGAAGUAGUAGAAUAUUAAAUGGACUACUUUAAAAUAGAGAUGGCCUCUACGGUGCUUUCACAGACGCCAUAAUGGGACAGAUACAAUUUGAGAAGUUUAAUUUGGUCUAUGACUGGUUUUGACUCACUCUCUCUCUCACUCUCUCUCACACACACACACACACACACAUGCUGACGCUCUCUUUCUUGUGUUUUAGGUAGUCACGAGGUUGAUCCACCUUCUUGGUCAGAAGAUCCUUCAGCAGGUCAAUGGCCCUCUGACAGGUGUGUGUGUGUGUGUGUGUGUGUAAAGGCAUCUGUUCUACCCAGAAGGAUUGAACUCCUUCUUUACCUGCUAUGUGUAAUAUGUUUUUCUGAUAAUGUUGCUUUCUCCAUCCAUGGCUGUGUGUCUGUCCUCCUCCCAGCUCGGAGCCUGGCCCUGCACACCCCAGGCAGUAAGUGGGAUGCAGGGAACCCGGCUUCCAACCUGUCCACUGUCACCGUGCUGCCUGUGUCUGAGGAGGUGCCUCUCACAGCCUUCACACUGGAGCUGCAGCACGCACUCAUCACCAUUGGUAACCACACACACACACACACAUUCCACCUCUCUCUUCAUCAAGUUAGUUCAAGGCUGUCUAGACAGUGCAGUUCAGCAGUGCUGCCCUUCCAUAGAUUUCUCAGCUAUAUAGAUAAGGGGGGGGUGACAUUGUGUUUAUGCCCGGGUGCUCGUUCCUAUGAUUUAAUACUCUGCUGGAGCUGAGUUAAUGAUCUCCAUUCAUGGGGACCUUGAAUUGUCCGUCCUCCCCAGUAGAAGGAGCUGAGUCUGUGUCAGCGUUGUGCCAGUUCAUCGCUUCCAAAGCUAUAGCGCCUUGGGAAUGAUAUGAGUUAGUACGGUUGUACUAUGGCUGUGUAUUUAUUCCUCGUCUCGUUUCUGUUUUAUUUAUUAUCUUUAACUCUGCAUUGUUGGAAAAGGACCCGUAAGUAAGCAGUUCACUGUUAGUCGACACCUGUUGUUUACCAAGCAUGUGACAAAUACAAUGUAAUUUGAUUUAGUUAUGCCCUUUCCACAGACCUGACCUAAAUUGUCCUUCUUCAUAGGCCCCACACUUCUACUGACCAGCGACAGCAUCAAGCAGCGCCUGGGAGCGGCCGCACUGGACAGGUGAGCUUGACUGAAUGGGUAUGUGUGCAUCUUGAACUACUCACAUGCAUUAUAAAGGGUUCCUUAUAUUUUUAAAUAAGUAAAUCACUGUCUCUCUCGCACUUCAUCCUCUUGUGUCUCUGUCUCUGUCUGUGUGUGUCUUGUCUGUCUCUGUGUCAGUGUUCAUGAGUAUCGUCUGUCCAGUUGGCUGGGCCAGCAGGAGGAUAUCCACCGCAUCGUGCUCUACCAGACCGACUACACCCUGACUCCCUGGACCCAACGCUGUAUCCGCCAGGCCGACUGCAUCAUCAUUGUGGGACUGGGGGAGCAAGACCCCGCUGUGGGGGAGGUAAGGGGGGAACCAGGAGGGACUGGGGGCUCUGGGAGGGGAACUGAUUUUGGAAAAUUGAAUUCUACUGAGCCAUCCUAUGAGUCUCAGUCACUUGUAACACAUUUGGACUGUACAGAAUAAUUUAUGAUUUUUAUGUGCUUUCACUUAGUGCGACUGGAGACAGAUGAUUUAGCAAUACGUUUGCGUGCGUUUUGCUGAGACUGCAACUACGUGACCACACUUACUAAAUUUGCAUUGCCUUUGAAUAUCUUCAGAGGCAGCAAAAGCUUCAGAAGCAGAGGAAAGCGGCCCCUCUCCUGGGGUGUAAUCAUUAGUAUACACCGAGGCAAACAGUUGCAACGAAAACAAGAGUUUCUAUUGGACAAAUUCCGGUAGGUUGCUCCCUGUUUUGUCAGACAGACAGACAGACAGACAGACAAUGAGCAGGGGAGACAAACGAACAAAACAGGGAGGGACCUCCCGUUUUUGUUGCAAAACUAGCAUUUGGAGAGGUUAGCUAGCUUAGCGUGUUAGCAUGAUGCUUGGGGAGAGGUUAGCCAGCUUAGCGUAUUAGCAUGGUGCUUGGGGAGAGGUUAGCUACCUUAGCGUGUUAGCAUGGUGCUUGGCAGAGCAGGCCACUGUGUUUGAUGUGGGAUUAGGGUCAGUGUAGAUCCUUAGGUUCUUAAGUCAUGUGUUUGCCGUGGGUUUUAAACAGGCUUAAUGGCCAAACCUACAAUGCAUUGUAUGUUUCUCAACCCUAGAGAUAUAGAGAGCAGUGGGGAUGGGUCGAGAGAAUGAAAGGAGGUAGAGAAGGAUGUGGGGGAAGAGGUGGAGAUAUAUAUAUGAGGGUCUGAGUGGGCCAUUUGGAGGAAAAGUAAUUGCAUCUACUGGAGAGGGAAAAAUAGUAUUGAAAUAAGAAUAGGGAAAGAAUGGAGGUGUUCUCUUUAAAAUGGAGUUGAAGACCGAACUGGAAGGUGGAUCAAUAUUUGUUCAUGCAGCAGAAUUAGUCAUAGCUUCUGGUUGAUUGUAUCUCCUCCUCACCCUCUCUACCCAGCUCAAACACCGGGUGUGCGUCCCAAAUGGCACCCUAGUCCUCACAUAGUGCACUACUCCCUAUGGGCCCUGGUCAAAAGUAGUGCUCUAAAUGGGGGAAACGCUGCCAUUUGGGACUUCAUCUGGGACUUUGUGGUAAGGAACCUAAUGACCGAUUUUAUACACUGUCUGAGGCUUGGUGGCAGGGUCUGAUAUGAUAUCCAUUUACUGAGAUAAAGAGAGGAAGGCCAACCAGACACAGACUCAAGUGACUUGAUACUAUUGUGUAAGACACUCCUUUCAUCUCAGUAUGUUGUAUGCAGUAUAUGCCUGUUUAAUUCUGGACAAACUAUGCCCUACUUCUCCUUGGCCAACCUCUAGUUGACCCCUGACCUUUGACCCUGUAGUUGGAGCGGAUGCUGGAGGGCAGUGCGGUGAGGGCCCAGAAGCAGCUGGUGUUGUUACACAGGGAGGACGGCCCCCCGCCCCAGGGCACUGUGGAGUGGCUCAACAUGAGGAGCUGGAUCUCUAGACACCUGCACCUCUCCUGCCCACGCAGGGUCUUCUCCAAGAGGAGCCUGCCCAAACUGGUACACACACACACACCUGAUCUUCCCAAACUGGGCACACACACAUCUGAUCUGCCAAAACUGCACACGCAAUGUACAAUUGGUACAUUUUUCUUUAACGUUUAAACUGCCAUUUUUGUAUCGGUUUUCCGUUAAAUAAAUUCCACGUGAAUUCACAAUGCUGCUGCCAGCAACGGUUUGAGUCUCAUGGUGUGUCCCUUUCAGAUGGUAAAGCAUUUCAUCUGUACUACCAUUACUGUACCUCAAUUCCACCUCGCAAAGUUUGCUUUUCCUUCUCAUUUAACUUCUUAAUAUAUUGCCAUACAGGACUUCACUGCCGUCACUUGCCUUUCUCUGCCAUUUUUUCAACUGUUAACGAUGAUGACUUAGUGGUGAAGUGUCGACUCCAAAAUAAUUGAUUCCUCGACUCCUUGCACGUCGACUCCUGGCAUCGACUCCCAUUUGAGUGUCAAGAUUAGUUUCCGUUAAGAAUUGACUCCUAAGAUUCAGUAUUUUUGGAACGGAGGAGACUGAUUAGUUGCCGUACUUCUGAGAACACAAACACUCACACAGAGCGAAGGGGGAGGGGCAGGUCGGCCACCAGGCAGAGCAGACAGUCAGAACCGUGCACUAGGCCAAUCUAUCAGCAAUCAAAGCUGUGUCUCGCAAUGGAAUGCUGUGUCUCGCAACUUCAGUAAAGCAGGGCCUAUCAUAAAUGAAUAGGCUAGGAUAUUGAGAAUGAGCGAGAUGCAACACUUCAGUCACACAUAGUAUCUGCGCAUGUGUAAUGUUUCGCUUUAUGCUGUUCACAGAGUGGUAGCCAGGGCACCAAAACAGCGGAGAAGUUGAGCAUCGUGCUUCAACGCUCUUAGUUGUUGUGGAAAUACUGUUUAUUCUCUGCAUUGACGUAAAACAAAAAACCCACAGUUUUUGCGUUAGGGGACUUUUCUUAAUGCUAAGCAUCCCAAUUUUGUUUUGACAUUUAAAUGUUCACGCCCCUAACCUUUAACUAAGGAAGAAUUGCCUCACAACCCCACAGUUAUUUCCAGUGUCCCACCAUUUAAGAAACAGUGUUUUAAUAUCUGCUGUGUGUGGCUCUCCUCUCCAGAUUGAGAUGUAUCAGCGUGUGUUCCAGAAACCAGCUGACCGCCACUCAGACUUCUCCCGCCUGGCCAGGGUCCUGACCGGGAACGCCAUCGCCCUUAUACUGGGGGGAGGAGGGGCCAGGUACGCCCCAAUGACCCCUGAUCUCUAACCUCUGACCUCUAGGUCACUGAAAUCACUAGGCCCUAUGUAUAGUCACUAUAGUCAUUUCUAUGAAGCCUUACCGGGGUGUGUGUGUUGUCUUUCCUAAUGCAUGAAACACUCAAAGCAGACUGCUUCCACUUUUCUGCCACAUGUAAUUCCUUGCUCAUUUCAUUUUCUCUUCUUCUCGUGUCUUUUUCUCUCUUCUCCUUCUGUUUGUCCUGUUUUUGUGUGUUGUGUUCAGGAGAUGUUUCAAGGUUGGUUCCUCUGGUCUCUCUCUCUCAACUCGUGUCUUUUAAAUGCUUUGUUUUAAUAUUUGUCUUGUUCCCCUUGGUGAAUUUGGACUCGCGUUAAGCACGCGUAAAUGGGAGGUACUUUCCUUUUCAUGCCCCUUUCUCUCUGUGUAUUCUGACCUUGAACUUAAGUAUGAGAAUAGCAUGCUAUUCACCCGCUAUUAGUUUGGGGUGAUCAAAGAAAUGAAGGUGUGGCGGAGGUGUGUCUGCAGAUAAUCCGUAUUCUGACCUUGGUUGAAUUAUUAGGGGAAUUAAGUCAUCUUUACACGCGAGGAAACCAUGAAUAAGGUCGGGCAAACCUACCGGUUCCAAGUGGAAAAAGCAUCUACUUUCUUUUUUCCGAUAGAAUCUCCAUGCACUGUAAUUUAAACAUUUAUAAUAGCUAUUGAUUAGAGCUAGGUAAAUUAGGAAUCUGUUUGGAGAAGGGGAUUGUAAAUACACAUAUAGCAAUUGUUUUAGAAAAUAUUUCCUUAUGAUAUAAAUAGCUGUGCCGUUAUUCAGAAUUGUAAUUGUAUGCCCUCAUAAUUUGCAGGGAUGAAAUUUGGAGACCCAGGCUUUUCUCUGUUUUAUUAGACAAUUUCUAUCAUGUUAAAUAUUAGCCAGUAUCGGGAGCCACCGUCCGUAAUAUCCACAUACAUUUAUAACUGUCACUUUAGUGUUAGUUUCCUUCAAUUUGUAGCCUACCUUUCCAUUCCGUUUACCUUUUAUUUUCUCUGUCACGUCUGUGUAGUUUUUCCGGUGGGUUGCUAGCAAUAGCGGAUCAUAUUAGGCUAAUGUUGUGCAGUAAUUUGGGACAUGUAGCUUAUUUGAAUCGUUAUGGAACUCAGACCACACGUAGCAGUUUAAACCUGCAGCCUGGCGCACAGUUCACAACGACUGGACCAUUGUCAUACAGUUCCAUGAUUUAGGGUAGAUUUAUAGGAUUAUUGUUCAACCCAUAUUGUACACUUUUUUUCGACCAUCCAAUAUGUCAUGCAUUGAACUUAAAUAUGGCAACUUUCAGGAUGAAGCAAACCACUGUAUUUUUGAUUCCUCAAUAUAUUUUAUGCGUAAAGGCUCUUAACCCUGUUUUUUAUGAUUCAUCAAUACUUUCCAAACCCUAUAAUGUGCCUAAAUAAUCUACAAAAAUAUUUUUAAAUCUACCAGUUGGUGCUGAAACAGAGACGAAUAUGCAUACGUUUAGAUGGCUUUCUUUUAUUGAUCCAUAUAUUCUGAACCCGUUCUCUCAAAUGUCUUCUAGUGAGUCUGUCAACAAAACUUUAAUUAAAGGUACACCGUAUUUAAAGGGAAGGCUUAAGAUAAAUGUACUGAAAACCCUAUUGAAUGCAAACUCCACGAGAAAAUCUGUUGUCCAGCAAGUGGGAGGACUUUCAGUGGUUGAAUUAUUAAAUGUAUUCAGCGCGCGCAAGGGAACCACACCUGCAAAUCCCGUUACGCACCUGCAUAAGGUAAGUCUGAAUACCAACUACUGAGAAGUGCGUAGGAAAGGCAUGCGUAGGAAAGGCAUGCAUAGGGUAAGGCGUACAUUUCCUAAGUCUGAAUCGGGCCCCUUGUGAAUUGGUGUGGUACUGGUGUUGACAUAUGUGGUAGUGUUAAACAAGUUGGUUACUUGGCAGUUACAAUCUCUAACAGUACACAUAAAUGGAGAUGAGUUGAGUCUGUUGUGUGAAACCAUUUCCAUGAACCUGCAAUGCAAUCUGUUAGUACACCUGCCAGAUACAGGGAAAACUGCAGAGGCUUGUUAGUCAUCAGAACCACAAACAUGAUGAUGAAAGCCAAGACAUUACCUCAAUCUACAUUCCUAUAAGUUUAAUGAGGGAGCUUGUAUGUUUAUAUGUGUUGUCUUUUGGAGUUAACAUAUUUAAAAUGUCUCACUCUCUUUCCUCUCAUACUCUCUCUCACUGUCUCUCAGGGGCUGUUCUCAGGUGGGUAUCAUGAAUGCUCUGAGUGAGGCAGGGAUACCUGUGGACCUGGUAGGAGGUGUUUCCAUCGGUUCCCUGAUGGGGGCGCUGUAUGCAGAGGACCGCAGUCACAGCCGCAUGAGGAUGAGGGCGCGAGAGUGGGCUAUGGUGAGAGGAACUCACCACAGCUAGUCUCUUUCUCAAUGUAUCUUUCCUCGAUUCCUCUGUCAUUUUACAUUUGACAUUUUAGUCAUUUAGUAGAUGCUCUUAUCCAGAGCGACUUACAGGAGCAAUUAAGGUUGUGCCUUGCUCAAGGGCACAUCAACAGAUUUUUUUAGGUUACUGGCCCAACGCUCUUAACCGCUAGGCUACCUGCCGCCCCCCCCGUCCUCACCGCCUUCUCCAAAUGGAAGGACAUUGUAUCUUUUUAUCCAAAAUGCCUUGAGAAGGAGGCAAGGAGAGAGGACGCGAGGAAUCGAGGAAAGACAAAUUGAGAAAUAUUAAUUUGAUCUUCACUCAACCUUCAUGUGUCACCUAUUGGCAAGUGUUUACAUUUUGGCCGGUCAACCUUGAAGACACAGUAUUUUGACUUCAAUGGGACAACUUGGUCAAAUAAAGGUGAAAUAUGCAUGUUGUCAUCGAUUUUUCCCGGUCUACUUGGCGGUAUAUUGCAGGAGAUGACGUCCAUGUUUAAGAAGGUGUUGGAUCUGACCUACCCCAUCACUUCUAUGUUCUCUGGCGCUGCCUUCAACUCCAGCAUUUACACAGUGUUCCAGGGCAAGCAGAUAGAGGUGAGAAACAAAGAAACCCUCACAGCACAGUUGGAGUUAGACAGUCUUGGGACUCUCUUGUAAAAGGCAUUUUUCAUCUUAAUGUGAUCACCUGUGUAAACAGAGUAGAUUAAAUACAUCAAUUAAAAAAUUGCCUGUUGUAUACGGUCUGAUAAAGAUUUAACUUAUUAUAUCAACCUAAUAAGAAAAGGAGCUUGCUUCGAAAUGCGUCAGCAAUAAAUAUAAUUGAGGGGAAUUAAGCUGCCGCCCUGAACCUUCUUUUACAAUUGCAAUAUCAACAUGACCAUUUAAUGACUAGUGGUGCUGUUGUUUGUGCAGGACCUGUGGAUCCCUUAUUUCAACAUCACCACUGACAUCACUGCCUCCACCAUGAGAGUGCACACUGACGGUUAGGCCUCCAAGCUCUGUGUGUGUCUCUUCUCUCUCUCUCUCUCUCACCCUCUCUCACUCUCUCUCUCUCACCCUCUCUCUCUCUCACUCUCUCUCUCUCUCUCUCUCACCCUCUCUCUCUCACACCCUCUCUCUAUCUCUCACCCUCUUUCCUUCUCUGUUUUAACUGAUGAGAAAUUGGAUUAUGAAGAAGGCACCUCUCCCUCUUUUAUCCACCUCCAUAUGUCAAUUUCCCCUCUCUCAGGUUCUCUUUGGAGGUACGUGCGUGCCAGCAUGUCUCUCUCUGGCUACCUGCCCCCUCUAUGUGACCCUAAAGACGGACACCUGCUGAUGGACGGCGGCUACAUCAACAACCUGCCAGGUCAGCAACACACACACACACACACACACACGAACACACACUGCAGUGGCAAGGUAAGACAAGGUGGGGAUCGGCAUAGGUGUUACAUAUGGUUAAGGCCUCCUUCUCACUCACAAACGCAUACAACACACAGACUACUUCUCUCCUGCUCAGCGAUGUACUACUAAUUAUUAUUUGGUGGGUGGUUAUAUUUGUCCUAUGUACAAUGAGGGAAUUAAGUAUUUGAUCCCCUGCUGAUUUUGUACGUUUGCCCACUGACAAAGACAUGAUCAGUCUAUAAUUUUAAUGGUAGGUUUAUUUGAACAGUGAGAGACAGAAUAACAACCAAAAAAUCCAGAAAAACGCAUGUCAAAAAUGUUAUAAAUUGAUUUGCAUUUUAAUGAGGGAAGUAAGUAUUUGACCCCCUCUCAAUCAGAAAGAUUUCUGGCUCCCAGGUGUCUUUUAUACAGGUAACGAGCUGAGAUUAGGAGCACACUCUUAAAGGGAGUGCUCCUAAUCUCAGCUGGUUACCUGUAUAAAAGACACCUGUCCACAGAAGCAAUCAAUCAAUCAGAUUCCAAACUCUCCACCAUGGCCAAGACCAAAGAGCUCUCCAAGGAUGUCAGUGACAAGAUUGUAGACCUACACAAGGCUGGAAUGGGCUACAAGACCAUCGCCAAGCAGCUUGGUGAGAAGGUGACAACAGUUGGUGCGAUUAUUCGCAAAUGGAAGUAACACAAAAUAACUGUCAAUUUCCCUCGGCCUGGGGCUCCAUGCAAGAUCUCACCUCGUGGAGUUGCAAUGAUCAUGAGAACGGUGAGGAAUCAGCCCAGAACUACACGGGAGGAUCUUGUCAAUGAUCUCAAGGCAGCAGUGACCAUAGUCACCAAGAAAACAAUUGGUAACACACUACGCCAUGAAGGACUGAAAUCCUGCAGCGCCCGCAAGGUCCCCCUGCUCAAGAAAGCACAUAUACAGGCCCGUCUGAAGUUUGCCAAUGAACAUCUGAAUGAUUCAGAGGAGAACUGGGUGAAAGUGUUGUGGUCAGAUGAGACCAAAAUCGAGCUCUUUGGCAUCAACUCAACUCGCCGUGUUUGGAGGAGGAGGAAUGCUGCCUAUGACCUCAAGAACACCAUCCCCACCGUCAAACAUGGAGGUGGAAACAUUAUGCUUUGGGGGUGUUUUUCUGCUAAGGGGGCAGGACUACUUCACUGCAUCAAAUGGGACGAUGGACGGGGCCAUGUACCGUCAAAUCUUGGGUGAGAACCUCCUUCCCUCAGCCAGGGUAUUGAAAAUGGGUCGUGGAUGAGUAUUCCAGCAUGACAAUGACCCAAAACACACGGCCAGGGCAACAAAGGAGUGGCUCAAGAAGAAGCACAUUAAGGUCCUGGAGUGGCCUAGCUAGUCUCCAGACCUUAAUCCCAUAUAAAAUCUGUGGAGGGAGCUGAAGGUUCGAGUUGCCAAACGUCAGCCUCGAAACCUUUGACUUGGAGAAGAUCUGCAAAGAGGAGUGGGACAAAAUCCCUCCUGAGAUGUGUGUAAACCUGGUGGCCAACUACAAGAAACGUCUGACCUCUGUGAUUGCCAACAAGGGUUUUGCCACCAAGUACUAAGUCAUGUUUUGCAGAGGGGUCAAAUACUUAUUUCCCUCAUUAAAAUGCAAAUCAAUUUAUAACAUUUAUGACAUGCGUUUUUCUGGAUUUUGUUGAUGUUAUUCUGUCUCUCAUUGUUCAAAUAAACCUACCAUUAAAAUUAUAGACUGAUCGUGUCUUUGUCAGUGGGCAAACGUACAAAAUCAGCAGGGGAUCAAAUACUUAAUUCCCUCACUGUAUAUGUACAAGUGUAAAAUGUAGAACUCCUAAAUGUUCAUUGUUACUGUCUAAGCCCUAAGCCUGCCUCUGCCCCUCUCCCAGCGGACGUGGCUCGCUCCAUGGGUGCCAAGGUGGUGAUCGCCAUAGACGUGGGCAGCCAGGAUGAGACCAACCUCACCAACUACGGCGACUCGCUCUCCGGCUGGUGGCUGCUAUGGAAACGUCUCAACCCACUGGCAGAGAAAGUCAAGGUGAGCCUCUCUCACAGCACUGUAUAGGACUACAGCCUCAGGUACUGUGUAAACCUAAAGAUAUGGUGUAAUUAUAUGGCAUUCAUGUUUUGUCCUACUUUGCAAUUCAUUUCUAUGAAAUUGUAUUGGGUUCAUAUCUGAGUGAAAAUAAUGUUGUCUUUCACUAAGAAUAUUUAUGCAAUUUUUCAAUAACUCGGAAUGUAUAGGGUUACUUAGUAUGUGUCCCAAAUGGUACCCUCUUCCCUAUUUAGUGCUCUACUUUUGCUCUGGUCAAAAGUUGUGCACUACAUAAGGAAUAGGGUGCUGUUUUGGACACAAUAGACACUGGAGGUAUGUGCACAGUUGUAACCCUGCUGUGCUAAGUGUUGUGGUAUUUUACCUUUGACCCCUGUAGGUGUUGAACAUGGCAGAGAUUCAGACGCGGCUGGCAUACGUGUGCUGUGUGCGUCAGCUGGAGUCGGUGAAGAGCAGUGACUACUGCGAGUACAUCAGACCGCCCAUAGACCGCUACCGCACACUGGAGUUUGGCAAGUUCGACGAGAUCGCUGUGAGUCUCUCUCGGUCUUUGACAUGGGCAGUCAGUCUCUGUUAUUCUCUUUCUCGCUUUUGCUUCCUCUCGCUCACCCCCCCCCCCCCCCCUUUAGCUACAUUACAUUCAGUGUGUGUGUGAGUAUUAUGUGUGUGUGUGUGUGUGUGUGUGUGUCCUGCAGGAGGUGGGCUACCAGCAUGGCAAGACGGUGUUUGACGUUUGGAGUCGCAGUGGAGUGGUGGAGAAGAUGCUGAAGGACCGCCACCAGGAGGAGUUUCACAACACACACAGCAACAACAACGUGAGGGAGGGAGGGAGGGAGGGAGGGAGGGAGAAAAACCUCACUCACUAUUAGAGGAGGAGUUGCAGACAUCAUACUUUUACAGAGUUUUGAUUAUGCCGUUUUUUUAAAGGAGUGCUUUAUAUAUGACUAGAUAAUGUAGAAUUGUGUAUUUUAAUGCUAUUAUUCUGAAUGAUUUCUGUAUGAGGCCUCUAGUGAAUGACACCUGUGUGCUAUGUGAUCUGCAGGGACCUGUGACCUGUCCCAAUGCCUCCUUCACUGACCUGGCAGAGAUCGUGUCCCGCAUCGAUCUGGCCAAACCAGCUCUGGUCGACGGUGAGACUGGCAGAUGAUCUGAUCUGCACAUAGAGCAGCAGAGUGCUAUGGAGGUCAAACAGGCAUUAUAAGGUGUAGGCCUAUAACAACAAGGCCACAGUACCACAGUACCACAUGUCCUCUGGGACCCCAGCUAUUUGGCAACAAGAGAGGGGAAAGCUGUAACUGUCUUGUUUUAACUGUAAAAUGCCUUUUUUUUUAUUGCCAGCUGGGAAGAGGCUGCGAGCCAGUAGCUAGUUAGCUGUCGACCUUCCUGUUACCAUCACAGCUGGAGUAAUUUAAUAUUUAUGUUUUUAAUGCCGCUCUGCUAGCUUUUCACCCCCCUCCCCUCUCUUUCAUGGGUUUGGCACUCUGCCUCCUGCUGUCCUGGGGAAGAUAGAAAAUAAGCCUAUCUUGUCUUUCUCCUUGCUUGUUGUUGUUGACUAUUGUCUGGGCUCUGUGAAUGCUGCCACACUCACUUAGCAGAUACAUUUGUUUCAGAGCGACAAGAUGGUUGGUUAAAUUAUGAUUCAUAUGCAGCUAUGACUGUUCCUGUACACACCCCACCUUCCUCCUUUCAUCACCCCUAUCCACUCUUCAUGCACCUUUCCAUCUCUCCACCCCGCCACGCUUCCCUCUCCAUUACCCUUCCUUAUCUCAGAGGAGUCCGACUACCCCACAGACUAUGAGGAGGAGGCGGUGGAGAGUGCCUACUCAGACUUUGAGCUGUCCAAUCACUACAGCGAACACACCACUGAGGGGGAGGAGACUGCAGACACGGUGCGGUGAAGGGUUUCCAUUUUCCCAUUUGAGUCAUUUAGCAGACGCUAUUAUCCAGAGUGAGUGCAUAUAUUUUUGUACUAGUCCCCCUUGGGAAUUGAACCCACAAUCCUGGCAUUGCAAGCGCCAUGCUCUACCAACUGGGCUACACAGGACAAUGUUGAUGCUUUUUUAACUCUGUAUUGCAUGACAGUGUAAAAUAAGAGGACAUUUUAGGACUUGGGCCGUCUUAUCACUUUCUCUCUCCUUUUUGAGACUUUUAAGCCUGAGAUCAGCCUAAUGACAUAUCAGCUAAUCACUGUGUCUCAUCCUCAGGAUGAAGAGCUGCUGGACAUGGGGAGAAGACGUCGCCCUCCUCCCCCAGGCUCUAGCAACGUGAGCCCCCUCUCCUCCCCCCACACCAUGCCUACAGCCCCACCCCUUGGAGGAAACUGA